AUGCUACGUUAUGCUACCGGCCAAGAAUUUGUGUUGUGGUCCCAAUACCUCCUAAUUUCUGUUGUUUCAGUCGACGCAACGCUGCUUCACGAAAUGGACAACACCGCCAAUUCCUUCCUCACUCCAUCUUCCUACUCGGCCAGCUCUGCACUUGAUAACUAUGGCGCAAACCAAGCCUCUGGCAGCGUAUUCGACUCCAAAGGCGAUGACAAUCCACGUGCCUGGUGCCCGCAAUCCCCCAUUCAAGACGACCGCCGAGAGUGGCUUCAACUCGACUUCGACGGUUUGAAAGUGAUAAAACUCCUCAUCACUUGGGGCCUCAGCUCAAAACCCGCCCACUUUGUCCCAUACUUCCUCCUGCUUUAUCAACGCCAUGACGGCCGUUGGCACCAGUUCACCUCGCACAACGGAACGCAGGCACGUCUCACUUGUUUAACUCUUAUUGUGGCAAAUCAAGAUAAUAGUCAACCAAAGACGAUAACCCUUUCUCCUCCCAUUACCGCCCGACGUCUGCGCAUUGUGCCCUACCGAGGGGACCACGCUCAAUUAAUGUGCCUCAAACUUUCCGUCCUGGGACACGCCUUCGAAGCCUCUAUAUUAAGCUACGAGAUACCGGAAGGCGACAUUUACCGAAGUCCAGCCGGGGGUGUAACAUGGGCCGCUCUAAACGACUCCUCCUACGACGGAAACCGGUCUCCAAAACGGACAUCCCUACUUGCUGGCGGAAGUCAUCGGGGCCUUCUGGCUGGUGGUCUGGGGGUACUGGUCGAUGGCCGUAUUUACGCUGGCGGUGAAAUCCGACGUGCUCUCGAAGCACCAUUUUCCCUUCGAAAUAUGCCCCGGGACAGCCGUCAAACGCUCAGUGGCCUUGUUGGCUGGUUUUGUCGAUCCGGUCUGCCGCCGUCUCUAUUAUCUCCGCCAUGCCAAUCAAGGAAUGUCAGUCUGCUGUUUGCAUUUGAAUCAGUUCGACACUUCACGGAGUUGCGAAUCCACGCCCUGAAUUCCUUCUCGGAGAACAUAGCCGUAUUCCGGGAGGCGCUUGUGCAGUUCAGUGUGGGCGGCCGCCUGUUUGAUCGGUACGGUCCACCUGUGUUGUACGAGUAUCAGCGCAACGUCACCUCCUCACAACCAACCUGGGUGGUUAUUCCACUUAACGGUCGAGUUGGACGCUUCGUGAGGCUGAUACUCACCUUCGACAGCGACUGGAUCAUUCUGUCUGAGGUUGCAUUUAACUCAACUCUACUCACAGCGAAUAUAGACGAAGAGGAAAAGGGCGUCUUGUCCCAGUCACCGAUUACUCCGCUUCCCUCCCCUAAACGACACAGAUUCCCAAACUGUCACAUUGCCAAUUUCCGGUGGACAUUACUCGUGACCAGCAACAAGCCCCCAGCUAAGUCCUGGGAUCCAGUCUGGUUGUGGAACCACCUUGAGCCUCUUGCAGUGUUCACCAUAAAACUUAGCCGUCGUAAACAGGUUCUUGCUGCCGUGGCAUUGUGUGGCACCGAAUCAGGUUCACGCGUCGUCACCAUCGCCGCCGCCGCCGCCGCCGCCGCCACCGCCGCCAAUAACCCACACACUUACCCAUUCGUCGCCAGUGACGAUAAAAUCGACACGCCGCAGUGCAGUUCUCUGUCAUGCGACGGUAUUAAACGGAGGAGUUCGUGUGGGGUGUGGUGGGGUGGGGAGGGGUGGAGGAACCGAGUAGACAGUUCCGAUCUGCUCUCCGUAAGACACACGCAACUCGACCAUUCUUUAGUCACCUUCCGUUCCCUACCCCACGAACCGUGGGACAAUUUAUCUCGUCUUGCACCCACGUUUGGAGCUCCCGUGGCAGUUUUCGCCAAUCGGUCGCAACAACUCGGGGGUGCUCUCUCCCCUCCUCAAGCCAGGUCCCCUUCAGGCGACGAAACCGCGGACCUCUCGUUGAUCAUCAGCGCCGUCUGCGUGGUGGGUCUCAUCCUCAUUGUGAGCGUCUUCGUGUACGUCCUAUGUCGCCUGUGCCGCGGUGGUUGCCGUGGCAACCAGGCCUUGACAGGCAAGGCCUCAGCGGCUGACAGAAGCACUGAUAGCGGCGGUCACAAGCCGAAGCUCCUCGAUGGAGGCAACGGGGUUCUACCGGCUAGUGGAGACGGACGGUUUUUGGCCUUCGGUGGGGGGACCUCGACCACCAAUGCCUACUGCCUCGCCAAUACAAUGGCAGCCAAUGACAUCCCGCCGUCGAGUAAAUCAGCUGAUAUGUACUCGCCGUUCAACGCCAAUGGUAAGCUCGGUUUGCUAGUCCUCACUUCGUUUUGA
Mesocestoides corti is the source of this 2295-nucleotide messenger RNA. The record is from the annotation of a GenBank genome assembly. Lineage: Eukaryota; Metazoa; Platyhelminthes; Cestoda; Cyclophyllidea; Mesocestoididae.